UUUCAAAAUCUAGGUUCUAUCUAGGAUAGAAUGGAAAUAGAAAUAAAAUAUUAGCUUAUAUGUUCUAUAAACAUAACGGGAAGGAUUUCCCAUCACUUGGAAUCUGAUUUCAUAUUAAAUUUAACAUAAAAUUUUAGGAUGCAAGGGAUAACUUUGUCUGUGAUUUGACAUCAUUGACGUUACCAAGUCAAGUGAGUUUUGUUGAUUUCACAGCAUGUCAAAUGGUCAAAGACUUUGAUAGAUGUACUAUCGUUUUUAAAAAAAAUAUAUUUAAAACAGGAAGACAGAAUGUUAAUUCAUCGCAUGGAAAAAAUCAUGCAAACAUUUUUAUCUGUGAGACUGGGUUGGAUACGCCCAACCUCCUCCCACACGUUUCAUUAUAAAUCCACUGUGAUGUACAAGUGCAAGUCAUUCUAAGCAAAAGCUGCAUUUCUCUUUUGCUGGUCUUUCAAAAGAAGUAUUCAAAAAAUUGCAGUAAGAUGAAGAUGAAGGUGACUGUGGUGUUGUUGCUUCUUCUGGUUCUGGCCUCAGCCACUGACAUAGGUAAGGUGUUUGUCUUCCCUGAAGAGUCAAGCUCUGCCUAUGUGCAACUCACACCAAUGAAACCUCUGAAUUUGCAGGCCUUCACACUCUGUAUGCGCGUUGCUACUCAAAUCUGGUACAAGCGAGAGAUCAUCCUGUUCGCUUAUCGCACUCAAGAGGCUGACGAGCUCAAUGUGUGGAGAGAAAGUAAUGGAAGACUUUCUCUAUACUUGAGAAGCAGUAAAGAUGGUGCAUUCUUUACUCUCCCGAUGCUGUCAGCUUUACCCACUCAUCUGUGUGUCACCUGGGAUUCGAGCACUGGAAACACCGCAUUUUGGGUGGACGGACGCCGCAGCAUGCUGAAAAUCUACAGGCGUGGCCAUAAUGUACAUCCAAAUGGAGCUAUAAUUAUCGGACAGGAUCCUGAUUCAUUUUUGGGUAAAUUUGAUGUAUAUCAGAGCUUUGUGGGUGAAAUUACAGAUGUACACAUGUUUGAUAGUGUUCUGAAGGCAUGUCAGAUUGAGCAGCUGUAUGAGAAACAAUACAAUGCUCCGAGUGGGAACGUGCUCAACUGGGAUUUUCUCAAGUACAAAAUCCAUGGGAAUGUUGUUGAGAAGUACACGUACCAGGAAUACUCUAAAAAAGUCUCUGACACCUGCUUCUGAAUUUCUCUCCUUUGAUUUCCAUGUCUAAUAGACUAUCUAAUGUGACUAUCAUUCCUGAUGAAUCAGUGUCUGUGAUUAAGAUAUAAAAUGUAUUCUUAGAGAAAUCCUCUGUUUCUGAAACAAAAAUGUGUAUUAGCUCAAUCUUAGAUUUCACCUGAUUACUGAUUUACCCUCUCUUCCAUUUUCUUCUUACUGUGUAACUGUAAAACUCUGCAUCACAAAAACUGUUUUGUUGGAGGCGUUCUUUGAAUAAAUCUGACAAAAUAU
Molecule: messenger RNA, 1454 nt
Organism: Ictalurus furcatus (blue catfish)
Lineage: Eukaryota; Metazoa; Chordata; Actinopteri; Siluriformes; Ictaluridae
Product: pentraxin fusion protein
Exons: 3
Coding region: 480-1187 (235 amino acids)
Source: RefSeq, a predicted model, not a curated record